AUUAUGUAUUAGGAAAAUUUAAGUACAUUUGAGAUAGAAAGAGAUUAUAAAACCUUAUUAAAUGAUGAAAAUGUUAGAAUCCAGUUCAUUCGCAAAGUAAAAGAUUAGAAAUUAAUUUAGGUUUACUUAAUUUUAAGCUUUCAACUGGUCUUUACAACUAUAUUUUGUGCUUUUUCUUACUUAUCAACAGGGUUUGCAAUUUAUUAGUUAUAAAACAAUUGGCUUUUCUAUCUUUUGUUCAUAAUUGGUUUGAUUUGUGAGAUAUCAAUAGUUUGCUGUAAAAAGUAUAAAGAUUAUUUAAAUCAUUAGAGUUUCUAGAAAAGUUCCUAAUAAUUACAUAAUUCUGGGAAUAUUUACUUUUUGUGAAUCUUGGAUAGUGAGUUACAGUUGCUCAAUAGCAUAUGUGAUAUAUCCAGAAAAUGGUGGAUAGUUGGUUCUAAUUGCUGCAGUAUUAACAUUAGCAAUAACAAUAUCAUUAACUUUAUAUGCUUUUACAACAAAGUCAGAUAUAACAAUGGCUGGUGGAAGCCUUUUCAUAUUCUCAGCUGUUUUGAUGGUGCUGGGACUAUUUUGCUUUAUUUUCAAUUCCAAAAUUAUAUACAUGAUAUAUGUAGCUGGUUUAGCCAUCUUGUAUGGAUUUUAUUUAAUAUAUGAUACCUAAUUAUUGAUUGGAAACAAAGUAAUAAAAAAAUUUAGAUUUUUAGGAAUAUUCUUAUUCUAUUGAUGAUUAUAUAGUGGCAGCUUUAUAAAUUUAUAUUGACAUAAUAAUGUUGUUUUUACAACUUUUAUCAUUAUUAAUGGAACUAUUUGGAAAAAAGGAAUGA
Molecule: messenger RNA, 824 nt
Organism: Paramecium sonneborni
Lineage: Eukaryota; Ciliophora; Oligohymenophorea; Peniculida; Parameciidae
Source: the annotation of a GenBank genome assembly